AUGAACGAUUCCGAAGAGCUCACCGAGGCGGACGAUAUCGAUCCUUCCUUGAUCGAAGAAGUCGAACCCGAUUACCACUAUCCAACUCUAAGACAUAAUUUUCACUGGAUCACGCGGAUCUACAAAUUCCAUCAGUUUUCUAGCCAAGUGUGCGCGAUGAAUCCAAAUUUCGUAGUGAAGCGUGCACCAGUCGAACGACACUGGUUUUGGCUCUUGGAGAAAAGAUUGAAGGAUUGGCCCCAGGCGCCAAAAUCUACCGAGGAGAAAGAGGAUCUUUUGCGCUUGGCUUUCGAACAAUGCAAAUUGCCUGUGAUUGAAAGUUUCUGGGCUGAGCGAGCUAUGAAGGCUGGAGACCCUAGUGUUGCGCAAAGCAGCAUUGAUGCCGAUUUUACCAUCUCCCAGUGUAUAGAGAUGUUAGCCUUUACUCAAGAUGAUUUUCGUAAUCCAAAUGGUUCGAUCUUAGCUGUCGUCCCAAAUCAGACAGCUACGGACACGGUGUCCGCAGAGCAACAGGCUAUCAAUGAAGCCGAGCAAGCUCGUUUGUUUGGCGAAAGUCGGGAGCGAACUGGUCUUGGUGUUGCUAGCGGUGGUGUUAGCGUUGGUGAAUCUGGUGGUGUUAGCUUUGGUGAUUCUGGUGAAGAUGUUGACGCGGAUGGAGAUGUUGCUAUGGGAUAG
Messenger RNA from Botrytis deweyae, 675 nucleotides. RefSeq lists its product as uncharacterized. NCBI's taxonomy places the organism in Eukaryota, Fungi, Ascomycota, Leotiomycetes, Helotiales, Sclerotiniaceae. The record is from RefSeq and is a predicted model, not a curated record. The coding region runs from base 1 to 675 and encodes 224 amino acids. The transcript has 3 exons.